Gossypium raimondii (Peruvian cotton) is the source of this 1966-nucleotide messenger RNA. Its product is annotated as mitogen-activated protein kinase homolog NTF3. Bases 451 to 1569 code for a protein of 372 amino acids. Gene Ontology annotation, biological process: protein phosphorylation; intracellular signal transduction. The record is from RefSeq and is a predicted model, not a curated record. The transcript has 3 exons. Gene Ontology annotation, molecular function: MAP kinase activity; ATP binding. Gene Ontology annotation, cellular component: nucleus; cytoplasm. NCBI's taxonomy places the organism in Eukaryota, Viridiplantae, Streptophyta, Magnoliopsida, Malvales, Malvaceae.
AUAAAAAUAAAAAAAACCUAAUAAUUUGUUUUGUUUCGUCGUUGUUGUUAUGAUCGGAUGGCGAUGAGAUAACGAAUCUUUCUCUUCUUACUCUUAUGAGUAGAUCCCAUCCAACCUCAUCGUUGACACAAAAUAAUUACAUUCCAAAGUUUUUCCUUUUUCUUUCUGAAUGUUCGGCACCGUGAAAGUUUCUGUUUCGAGCUUGGCUUGAUACUUUACGGCGUCGGGAUCAUUCAAAAUCCAACCUUGACGUUGUUUAAAUUAGGGUUUCAUCGAAGCGAAUGGAGCUUUAGUUUUCCCUUUUGCUUCUGAGAAAUUUGAAGUGAAUCAGGACGUGGAUUAGCCAGCAGUAUCAGAUGUGAAGCUCCUGUAUCGCGGGAAAUUUUGAAGCUCAGUUCUUUUGGAAUAAAUUAGACUCAAUAAGAAAAUUUACCAAAAACAGGCAGGAAAAUGGCAACUCCAGUUGAGCCUCCUAACGGUAUUCAUUACCAAGGAAAACAUUACUAUUCGAUGUGGCAAACGACGUUCGAAAUCGACACCAAAUAUGUGCCGAUCAAGCCUAUUGGAAGAGGGGCGUAUGGGAUCGUUUGCUCUUCUGUGAAUCGCGAAACCAAUGAAAAAGUUGCCAUUAAAAAGAUAAACAACGCCUUUGAGAACCGUGUUGAUGCUCUCAGAACUUUGCGUGAAUUGAAGCUUCUCAGGCAUCUUAGACAUGGGAAUGUGAUUGCUUUGAAAGAUGUCAUGAUGCCGACUCAUAGGAGAAGCUUCAAGGAUGUUUAUCUGGUUUACGAACUUAUGGAUACCGAUUUGCAUCAAAUCAUUAAGUCUUCUCAAGUGCUUACCAAUGAUCACUGUCAGUAUUUCCUCUUCCAGUUGCUCCGAGGCCUGAAAUAUCUUCACUCGGCAAAUAUUCUUCACAGAGAUCUGAAGCCUGGAAACCUUCUUAUCAAUGCAAAUUGUGACCUUAAAAUUUGUGACUUUGGACUGGCUCGCACUAGCAAUGCCAAGGGUCAAUUCAUGACAGAGUAUGUUGUCACUCGCUGGUACAGGGCCCCUGAGCUUCUCCUCUGCUGUGACAACUAUGGAACGUCUAUUGAUGUUUGGUCUGUUGGAUGCAUCUUUGCGGAGCUUCUUGGCCGGAAACCCAUCUUCCCUGGUACAGAAUGUCUCAAUCAACUUAAGCUGAUCAUCAACAUCCUUGGCAGCCAGAAGGAGGAGGAUCUUGAAUUUAUAGAUAACCCUAAGGCUAGGAAAUACAUCAAAUCACUUCCAUAUUCCCUUGGAAGCCCCUUUUCCCAUCUUUAUCCGAAUGCCCAUCCUUUGGCAAUUGAUUUGUUGCAAAAGAUGCUUGUUUUUGACCCUUCAAAAAGGAUUAGUGUAACUGAAGCACUCCAACACCCUUACAUGGCACCAUUGUAUGAUCCGAACAGCAACCCUUCAGCCCAGGUGCCACUCGAUCUUGACAUAGAUGAGGAUUUAGGGGAAGAGAUGAUCAGAGAGAAGAUGUGGAAGGAAAUGCUUCAUUACCAUCCCGAAGCUGCUACAGCCAAUGGCGGGGUGUGCCUCUAAUCAUUUUCCACUUCAUGGCUCAGGAAUCAAGCCAAACGAUGUUGUCUUACCACUGAAGAGCCUGGUGUUGUGUUUUUUUCUUGGUGAUAUUAGAUGCUAUAUUUAUGUCUUCGCAACUCCUGUUAUGUUUCUAAUAAUGUUGGAGAGACAUACGAGAUAUGUUGUUGUAUCUAGAGCUUAAGCUUUGUUUAGUGCUGGAGCUCUGUACUGUAGAAGCUCUGUUUCCUUUACAAACUUGUAUAUAAGGCUACUGUUGUAUGUGUCUUAAGUCUUUUAACUCUGAGAGCUUGUGUUUGUACAUGUAAAUUACUAAGCUUAGACAUCGAGAACUACUAUUAUGAGCAGUGUAAUAUUUAUGGAAGGAAAACCUGUUUGCUUGUUGGCAGUUGAAUUUUCA